This is a messenger RNA of Pteropus alecto (black flying fox), 2814 nucleotides long. It is a transcript of the gene LRRC45, whose product is annotated as leucine rich repeat containing 45. The record is from RefSeq and is a predicted model, not a curated record. The transcript is spliced from 17 exons. Lineage: Eukaryota; Metazoa; Chordata; Mammalia; Chiroptera; Pteropodidae. Gene Ontology annotation, cellular component: centrosome. The coding region runs from base 402 to 2447 and encodes 681 amino acids. Gene Ontology annotation, molecular function: protein binding.
GAGGGCUGGGGUCGGGGAUACGCGCGACGCCCGGUCUGGCCCCGCCGCGGAGUCCCCGGCCCCUCGGGAUCCUGGCCCCGCGCCCGUCUCAUGCUUGGGCGGUCCCCGGCCACCCCCGCGCCCACCCUCCUGGGGCCUCCCGCUUGUAGAACCAACUCAGUUUGUCCCUCGUUCUUCGGCUGCCGAGGUCGGACCUGCGGUCGUGUGCCUCACGUUGAGCUGCGGGGGACCUCUGCCCCCAGGGUGGAAGCCCUGCCCUAUCGCCAUCAGGGAAAGGAGCCGGGCAGCGGGGCAAACAGUCCCCUUCCCGCGGCUCGGGCUUCUCGGCCAGCGGCCCGCUGGCGCACAGUGGGGCUUGGCUCUAGGAGCGUGCGGCGGCAGCCCUGUUGGCACCCAGGGACAUGGAGGAAUUCCGGCGCUCCUACAGCCGGCUGUGCGAGGAGAGUGGGGCCCAGCCCCAGGAGUCUGUCCUGCAGCGACUGCACGAGCUGCCGCCCGGCCGGCUGGACCUGGCCACACAGAGCCUGACAGUGGACACUUGCAGGGCCCUGGGCAAGCUGCUGCGGAAUGAGGCACUUCUGACGGAGCUUGUCCUGAGCGACUGCAUGCUGAGCGAGGAAGGGGCCACUCUGCUGCUCCAGGGGCUGUGUACCAACACCGUUCUGCGGUUUCUCGAUCUAAAGGGUGGGUUACUGGCCCGCCUCCUCCUGUCCCAGGGCAAUAACCUUCGGGCUGCAGGGGCUGAAGCUCUGGGAAGACUCCUCCGACAGAACAGGUCCAUUCAGAGCCUCACCCUGGAGUGGAACAACCUGGGCGCGUGGGAAGACGCCUUUGCCACCUUCUGCAGGGCUCUGGCGGGCAACAGCACCCUGCGGCAGCUGGACCUGCGCAACAACCAGGUCAGCCACAAGGGCGCCGAGGAGCUGGCCCUGGUGCUGAAGAGCCAUCCCAGCCUCCAGCAGCUGGACCUGCGCUGGAAUAACAUCGGCCUCCUGGGGGGCCGAGCCCUGGCGAACUGUCUCCCCAGCAACAGAACCCUGUGGAGGCUGGAGCUGGCUGGGAACAGCGUUCCCAGCGACAUCCUCAGAGCCGUGGAGCAAGCCAUGGACCACAACCAGGACAGGGAGGCCACCCUCCGGGAGAACCAGGCCCGCACCCGCGUGCUCAGCAAGGAGGUGCGGCAUCUCCGGGAGGAGAAGUCCAAGCAGUUUCUGGACUUGAUGGAGACCAUCGACAAGCAGCGAGAGGAGAUGGCCAGGAGCAGCCGGACAACGGCAGCACGUGUAGGGCAGCUUCAGGAAGCCCUAAACGAGAGGCACUCCGUCAUCAAUGCUCUCAAGGCCAAGCUGCAGAUGGCCGAGGCCGCCCAGGCUCUAUCGGAGCAGAAAGCCCAGGACCUGGGGGAACUCCUGGCCACUGCAAAGCAGGAGCAGCAGAGCCUGGUGCAGAAGCAGGCCAGGGAGCACAGGCUGGAGCAGCAGGAAGCUGCGGAGCGGGAGUCUAAGCUGCUGAGAGACUUGUCUGCUGCCAACGAGAAGAACCUGCUUCUGCGAAACCAGGUGGACGAGCUAGAGCGGAAGGUGAAGUCGCAGCAGGACCAGCUGUUCCUGACCAGGCAGGAGCUGACCAACACGUCAGCCGAGCUGAAGAUGCGGGCCAUCCGGGCUGAGGAGCGCCUGGAGCUGGAGAAGAAGAGGUCCCGGCAGAGCCUGGAGGACUCGGAGCAGCUGCGCCUCAAAGAGGUGGAGCACAUGACUCGCCACCUGGAGGAGAGCGAGCGGGCCAUGCAGGAGAGAGUGCAGCGGCUGGAGGCUGUGCGGCUGUCCCUGGAGGAGGAGCUGAGCCGGGUGAAGGCGGCGGUGCUCAGUGAGCGUGGCCAGGCCGAGGGGGAGCUCAUCAAGGCCAAGAACCAAGCCCGACUGGAGGAGCAGCAGCGCCUGGCUCACCUGGAGGAGAAGCUGCGGCUGCUGGCACAGGCACGGGACGAGGUGCAGAGCGCCUGCCUGCAGCAGAGGCAGACAGCGGCUGAAGCCCAGGCACGGGCCAGCCAGCUGGGCCUGCAGGUGGAGGGCCUGAGGCGGCGCUUGGAGGAGCUGCAGCAGGAGUUGAGUAACAAGGACCAAGAAAAGGUGGCUGAGGUGACCAGGGUGCGGGUGGAGCUCCAGGAGCAGAACGGCCGCCUGCGGGCUGAGCUGACGGCCCAGGAAGCCUUGAAGGAGAAAGUGGCAGCCCUGGAGCGCCAGCUGAAAGUGAUUGCAAGUGACCACCGGGAGGCGCUGCUGGACAGAGAGAGCGAGAUCUCCUCUCUUCGGGAGAAACUACGGCUCAAGGAGGCGGAAGUGGCCAGGAUCCGGGAUGAGGAGGCCCAGAGGGCCAGCUUCCUGCAAAAUGCUGUCCUGGCUUACGUGCAGGGGUCCCCGCUGAGGGCUUUGAGCCCUCAAAAGUGAGGAGAGGCAGGAAGGUGGCUCUCGGGACAGGCCAUCGGGGUCUGGGGGUGCUUGGGCAGGUGUACAGCUGGUGACUUGGAAAGUUAGUGCCAAGAUGGAUUGUCCGUCAAGAGGGGCUGCUGCAGCUCGCCGUGUGGGGUGCUUGGCGCAGAGCCUGUCUGGCCAAGAGGGCUGGAGUGGACAGUGCGCCAGACGCUGAUGCAGCUGAGGGAACGUGCCCGUGAUGGAAGGAAAGUUGGGGGAGCAGAGCCUGAGCGCUCCCAGCCGGGCUCCCAGGGCUUCACAGCCUGUUUUUACAAGGUAACCAUGGAGGCAGCAGCUGACUGCCUACUGAUUGAAAUACAGAACUUUUGUACUUUGUGAUACA